This is a messenger RNA of Malaclemys terrapin pileata, 568 nucleotides long. RefSeq names its product neuropeptide FF-amide peptide precursor (gene NPFF). NCBI's taxonomy places the organism in Eukaryota, Metazoa, Chordata, Testudines, Emydidae. The transcript is spliced from 3 exons. Gene Ontology annotation, biological process: excitatory postsynaptic potential. The record is from RefSeq and is a predicted model, not a curated record. Gene Ontology annotation, cellular component: dendrite; perikaryon; axon terminus. Gene Ontology annotation, molecular function: G protein-coupled receptor binding; neuropeptide hormone activity. The coding region runs from base 26 to 418 and encodes 130 amino acids.
CGGGGCGAGGGACCAUACCUCAGCCAUGGACACGCGCCUGGCGCUGCUGCUGGCCCUGCUCUCGGGCACCGUGACGACGGGCCAGUGCCUGGAAGGAGGGAGCGUGUCCAAGGAGACCCUGGUGGACGAGCCCGACAGCUACCUAGAGAGACUCUCCGACUUGCUGCAGGAGAGUGCGGAUCGUGCCCCUCGGCCCCUCUCUGACGAGCGCCCGCCGGGCACCCUGCUUCGCUCGCUGCUCUACACCCUGCAGCGACCCGGCCGCAGCCCCUCCUUCCUGUUCCAGCCCCAAAGGUUUGGCCGAGAGACCCGGGGGAGCUGGGGCGGUGAGGGCCGGCUUAGCCAGCGCGGCUGGGACUCCAUGGCCUCCCAGUUCUGGAGCAUGGCUGUGCCCCAGCGCUUCGGGAAGAAGAAGUGACUCCGAGGGGCCCCUUGGCUCCAGCACCCCUGGCCUGGAUCAAAGCUCCCCCCCACCCCUGAGCAGACUGAGCUGUGAUGACCGGCACAGCCCAGCGGCCGGAUCACAUAGCUCCUGCUCUGGUAACGAUAAUAAAACAUGAGCCUCACA